AUGGAGUCGAGUGUGGACUCUGGAGCAGAGCUUUUCUCCUUGAUGGAAGACAGAAGUGCCCUCGGCCAACCGAAGACCCCAAACAUUGUAGAGGAUGACGGACGCGCCAUCUCUCUUCAAGUGCUGGAGUUUAAAACAAGUCUCCUGGAGGCGGUUGAAGAGCUGCAUAUUCGCAGGGACGCUGAAACGAGAUAUGAGGAGCAAAUUUGUAAACUUGUGCUGGAGAAGCAGGAGUUGGAAUGGCAGAAGGAGUCUUUGCAAAGUCAGAUUUCUAGAAUGUCGAACGAAAAUUCAGAGUCACUUGCCACUGUAAAAAAGCAGUUUCAGGCCCAAAUCAGAAAAAUCGAGGGAGAAAAGGGUAAGAACCAGUUGGCUGCUGAACUGAAAGACAAAGAAAACAUCAGCCUCAAAGAAGAACUUAAACAGCUGCAGUUGCUCAGGUACAGUUCGGAGAAGAAAUUAGGCGAGCUGGAGCAAAAGUUGCAGCUGCAGACGCAAACGAAAGACAGCCACCUGAACCAGCUGGGAGAAGUGGAGAGGCGUUUCUCUGCCAUCUCCAGACAGUGUGCCAUGGUCAAACAGGCUCAUGACAAACUCGAACUAAAUGUUGAAGAGGCCAUGCGAAUUAAUAAAAAGCUCACAUCCAUCAAUGGAAAACAAGAAUCUUCUAUUAAAGCCUUGAAAGAGGAUUUGGAGAGAGUUAACAAAGAGCUUGUCACAUUCAAAGUGUUGUCCGUCUGCAAACCUGGAGAGGAGCGUUUACAGAAUCUUCUGAAAGAGCAAGAGUUUCAACUCCUUCAGCAGAAACUCCUCGUGGAAACAGAACUUAACAAAAAACUGAGACAUGAAAUGUCCACAGAGAGUGUAGAGAAGCAGGAGGUAUUGAGGUCCCUCCACCGCAGUCAGAGUCUGCUGCAGAGGCAGACUGAAGCUCUGAGCCGAGCAGAGCACGAGAUUCGCAAACUCCGUGAAGAAUAUCAGGUCCUUAAAACAGAACACAAAUUGAACCAAGAGACGACUAAAGAAAAAGACGACAGCUUUGCUCGCUUGAGAAAUGAAUACCAAAAUUCUAAACUUGCUUGGGAAAAAGAGAUUCUGCAGUUGCAAAUGUCAACAGAGUCUGGUCAAGAAGAGCUGCAAGCGGUAAAAAAGGCGUAUAAUCAGCUUCAAGAAGAGCACAAACAGCUGUCUAUUUCUUCAGUUCAUAAAGUCAAAGAAAUUUAUAGCUCUGAGAUUGCCAUAAAAGAUAAAAAAAAUUCUCUUUGUACACCAUCUAAUGAGAUUAACCUUGUAGAGGUGAGCAGUCUCCAUGAAGAUCUUGAUGAGAGUCUUAUUAGUCCUCAUGAUAACCAUGAACCAACGUGUCACCCUGAUAAAGAUGUUCCAGGUAAGAAAGAAAGAAUGCACAGUUGUCUUCUCCAGCCAAGCUUGGCUAUAACUAAUAUUUUUAUACAGAAUGAUGUGAAGUGCAGGGAGGGAGGUGGUUACUGGAGUCUCUUUAUCAAGAAAGCUUACCUGUACUUCUCCUUUCCUCACACAGAUGAAAGCAUCGAGUUUCAAAAGGCUAGAAAAGAUGGCUGCUCUCAGAAGAACAACAAGGAACUUGACAUUCCAAUGCAGGAAGAUAGAACAGUACCUGUAGUCUCGCCAUCGGUUUCAACUGAUAACAUCUCAAGGCCUGAGGAUGUCAGUCCCAUGAUGAAGCAUCUGUCAAAGCUGUGUGAUGAAACAAAAACCGGUGUCAGUGAAAGUGAGCCAGUCUGCAAUGCACAAGAUAAAGGAUGCCCCUCAAACCCAGUCCAAAGUGACACAGACAGUUGUCUUGCUGAGCUAUCAGGGCCUGAAACCAGGUCUGUUUAUGGCGUAGACUGCGACCCUUUGGCUUUGAAACCGAAAGAUAUACCGCUGGAGCAGAAUCUGCGUAUUUCUGAAGACACUGAAUCCCAGACAUCAAAUAAACACAUGGACAGCCAGGGAUAUGCUACAUCUCAGUCCAAAGAAGUCAAAGACCACCAGAAUGCCACACCUGAAUUUUCGCAAAAACAAAGGCAUACAGUUUUGUUACACGACAAAACGAUUAUUACAAAAGAAAUUAUUGAUGUCCAACCAAACCCAAGACUUCAUGAGGAGCCUGAAACCAACUUUAAUACUGUGAGAGCUACAGUAAAUUCAGAUACACUCCUUUGCGAGUCCAAAGAUAAGUUCUCUCCACCUGAAUUGAUUUGUGAUCAUUCGCAAAGCGAGGUAUCCCAAAUGGGCGGCUCAACUGAAACAAGUUUCUACAAUGUAGUCAACGAGCUGGAAUCUGAAAAGCCACCUCUUGCUGAUCAGAGCACUUCAGUGACUGCAGCUGACACAGAGGAGGUCAUUUCAGAAAAUAACGAUAAAAACAAUGAUUCAGAAACAUUGAAAUCCCAACAGAUUGAAGUGGGUGUUUCUACUGAAGAAGCCAAGACGACAAACCCAGAACAAGAUCCUUCUUCUCCAGGGUCUACAAUGACAAGUGAACAAUCAGAUGCUGACCAGAAGAGCAUUCCAGCGAUAGAUACUUUACACCAUCCUGGAAAUAGAAGCUAUCAGUCAUCAUUUGCAUGGGAUGCUUUUAUGAAAGGGAAAAAGAUGCCACCCCCGACACCGUUAAAAACUAAGCUGUGGUCCUCUGGAUUUCAUGAGCUUGUAUCUCCAUUUUGUGCUCCCAUAUUUACAAAGAAUAAACUGGCCAAAACAGCCAUAAUGAAGACUUCUAACAGACUGGAAACCCCAAGCAAGCGUCCCCACCAAAUAAGUGACAGCCAAGGAGAGUGGAACGCUAUCAAGCAAUCUUUUUCUGAAAUGUUAACAGAGAAAGAGAAUCAAGUUCUUAUCUCCUACAGCUCAGCUCUGAGUGGCAGUCCAACCUCUUCUUUUGUGGGUAAUGGGCUGCGACAAAACUCCACUCCUACCGUUCCUCCUCCCAAACUCCAUAGCGUGGAGAAACCAACCCAGCCUAUGACAUGCAGUUCUGAAGAAAAAGAAGAACGAAAACAAUCUGAUAUAAUGGCCCAAAUUGCAAAAAUUGAGGAAUUCAUGUCCACUGAAGGUUUAAUGCCUCAAAAAAGACUCAAAACUGAUUGAUAUGUGCUAAAAAAAAAAAAUCAAUGCGUUCAUAAGUCGUUACAGAGUUUAAAAUGUGUUUGCAUGGAUAUGUUUCUAAACCUCCUCAUUAGUAGAUACAGUGAAUAUGACAAUUGAGUUAAUUGCUUACUAUAUUUCCAAAUCAUUUAACUAAAUAAAUGUUCAGUAUUUCAAGCAGCUUUAGUUUUACAGACUUUUUCAAAGGGUCAAAUGUUUGCAUUCGCUGCAUCAUGUUAACCUAUUGCUAAACAAGGUAAGUGAUAAACAUAAAACCUGUUAAUUACACCGCACAGGCUAAUUAACACUCAUUACUCCUAGACCAGCAUGUUCGUUCCUCAGAGGGCGUUUAAUGGCCAAACAUUGCUAAUUUACAUUUGAUACACAAACUGUGGCCAACUAUAACUUGGGAUAAUUAAA
Puntigrus tetrazona (Sumatra barb) is the source of this 3531-nucleotide messenger RNA. Its product is annotated as coiled-coil domain-containing protein 73-like. The coding region runs from base 1 to 3114 and encodes 1037 amino acids. NCBI's taxonomy places the organism in Eukaryota, Metazoa, Chordata, Actinopteri, Cypriniformes, Cyprinidae. The record is from RefSeq and is a predicted model, not a curated record. The transcript has 18 exons.